AUGUACAACGUAAAAUGUGUGUGCAAUAGUAAGUUAGCUAAAGAAAGAAGACAUAAUAAACAUGAUGAAAAUGUUCAUAAAUGUAACAGAAAAAAAAAAAAAAAAGUUCCAAAUGAGCAAGAUGUGUCUAAAAAAAGAUUUUACGAAUACACAGAAAAAGAGGAAAAAGCUGUAAACAACUUUUUAACCACAGCAAUGAAGAGAAGCAAAAUUUUAAAGCAUGGUAAAAGGAACAAAUACAUGUAUUACUUUGUAUUAAAUAAACUUAAUAGAAAUUUAGUGAUCAAUGCGCGUAACAACAAGACUAUAAAUAAAAUUUGCAAGGAAAAUAUUCCAAUUUUUAUGACAGAAAAUAAAUUGUCAUUACACAAUGCGUUCAGUAAUAAAAAUGGGCAUAUUUUACACAAAACAAAUCGUGCACAUUGGAAUUAUAAAGAGAAAUGUUUUCCUAUUUUUGCCAUUUGCAGCGAUACUAAAUCCAGUACAGGCACUGCUUACAUUGUAGGAAAUGAUCAAAAGUACCAUAGCAUAUGUAACAUACAAGAGAAGAAAUACAGAGAGAUUCAUUUAAACGCGGGAGCAGUUGUGCAAGGAAACAAUACGAAAAAAAAGAAAAAAAGAGUUUUGAGCGAAAAGUCUAAAGAAAGUAUGAAAGAAAAGCUUCGAAUAAUUAUGAUACAAAAAUGGAAAGAUACAGAAUUUAGGAAAAAAAUGAUAAAAUCAUUUAAAAAAAGAGGCAUUGAACAUAACAAGAAAAUUUCGGAAACAUUAAAAAACAAAUGGAAGAAUGAUAAAGAAUAUAAAUUAAAAACAUUAGAAGGUCAGCGCAAAUAUUUUGUUAAUAGAUAUAAAAAUAGGCAUAAAACAUAUUAUACUUCUGCAGAAACAAGGGAAAAAAUAUCAAAAGCUAUGAAACUAUAUUGGUUAAAUAAAAAUAAAUACAAACAAAUGCAAACCCAUAAUUUACAGUCUGUAGUGAAGAAAAAAAAAAAACAUAAAAAAGUUUGGGAGAAUAUUUACUCAAUUAUAUUAGAUCAAAAACAAGAUGACUUAAGCAAUUAUCAAACCUUUCACCAUAAUUUAUCUGUCAACUUGGAGGCUGCUCUUCGUUGA
Messenger RNA from Plasmodium malariae, 1113 nucleotides. Its product is annotated as conserved Plasmodium protein, unknown function. Lineage: Eukaryota; Apicomplexa; Aconoidasida; Haemosporida; Plasmodiidae. The transcript has a single exon. Bases 1 to 1113 code for a protein of 370 amino acids. The record is from RefSeq and is a predicted model, not a curated record.